This is a messenger RNA of Rhizophagus irregularis DAOM 181602=DAOM 197198, 1215 nucleotides long. Lineage: Eukaryota; Fungi; Glomeromycota; Glomeromycetes; Glomerales; Glomeraceae. The record is from RefSeq and is a predicted model, not a curated record.
UACUAUAAUUUUCCUUUAAGAUUGAGGCACAUAAUUCAUCAUGCUCUAGUGUUGGUUGGAUAGUUCGAUGUUUUGGCAUCACUAAGGACCCAGAAACAGAAAAUUUUAUGAUGAUAAUGGAAUUAAAAGAAGGUAGUUUAAGGCAGCAUUUAAAUAAUAACUUUAUUUCAAUGGAUUGGGUGCAAAAGUUUUGUAAUCUGUAUGGUAUUGUAAGUGGUCUUAAGGGAAUUCAUAAUAGUGGGUUAAUUCAUCGUGAUUUUCAUAGUGGCAAUAUAUUAAGUGAUUUGAUUGGUACUUAUAUUACUGACUUGGGAUUAUGUCAACCGGCAAAUGUACAACCCUCUCAAAAUACUCAAAAUAGUAAUAAAGAAAUAUAUGGAGUAUUGCCAUAUGUAGCUCCAGAAGUUAUAAGAGGAAAAGAAUAUACUCAAGCAAGUGAUAUUUAUGCAUUUGGAAUUAUUGCAUAUGAAAUUUGUACAGGUCUGCCUCCUUAUCAUGAUGUAGCUCAUGAUGAAUUCUUAGCUAUAAAAAUUUGUCAUGGAUUGAGACCAAAAAAUAAUUAUAAAAUUCCUCAACUACUUCUUGAUAUAAUUAAUCAAUGUUGGGAUGCAGACCCUUUAAAACGACCUGAUGUUAAUAAAUUAUAUGAGUUAUUAUGGAAUUUAUUUAAUUAUGCUUAUAAUACAUUUGAUCCUGCAAUUGAUAAACAAAUUAAAGAAGUGGAAAAAAUUAAUAAAGAAUCAACUUAUUUAUCAACAUCAUCACCUUUAUUAUCUAAUGGCACUUUUUCAUAUAUGACACAUCCUCAAGCGAUUUACACGAGUAAACUUUUAGAUUUUAAAAAUCUUCCAGAACCAAAAAAUACUAACAAUAAUGAAGAUUUACUUGGAAGUGAAUAUUCAGAAUCUAUGAGUUUUGAUUUUUCUAAACUCGAUAUCAAUUCUAAAGAUGAAAACAAUUGAUUGAAAAGCCAAGGGAUUAUGUAAAGCUUUUUCAACAUUUAUUUUGGGAUAUAUAAAUGUGAUUUAUUUAAACAAUAUUGGUGGCGUAGAUCAUGGCGCAGUGAAGUCAUUUGAUUAGAUGGUAGAUUUUAUUAAACAUCAUAAAUUUUAUGUAUUUUAUUUUAUAUAAAUAUUAAAUAUUUUUCUUAAGUAUGUGAUUUGGUUUGAGAUUAACUUAUUAACUUUUCAAUAAACUCUUAUAUUAAAAAAUGAA